AUGAUCUAUGGAACGAAGACUGAAAGUACAGCAAUUAGACAGUACGAGACUGAUUGGUUAGAACCUGGAAGUUACAUUGUUAAAGUGGGUUUGAUCAUUAAGCUUCUCCAACCGUGGUUAGCCGGCUCACGAGAUGGAGUAGUGAUUUUGGGAAAUAAUAUAAUGGAUAAAAGACUGUUAGAAGUUAAGUGUCCAUAUACAUGUCAAGACAAACCAAUUUAUGAUGAAGAAGAAAAAAUAUUUAAUGUAAAUUAUUUAACAAUCGGUGAAAAUGGAGCGCAACUGAAACGCUCAAACCAAAUUUACACUCAAGUGCAAAUUCAGAUGUAUGUAACCAAUAUUCCUAAUUGUGAUUUAUACAUUUAUUCUAGUAAAGGGAGCGCAUUAGUUAAGGUGCCCAGAGAUGAAAUGUUUUCAAGAGAUGUAAUCAUUAAAUUGGAGGCCUUUCACUUUACGUAA
Ceutorhynchus assimilis (cabbage seed weevil) is the source of this 459-nucleotide messenger RNA. The record is from the annotation of a GenBank genome assembly. Lineage: Eukaryota; Metazoa; Arthropoda; Insecta; Coleoptera; Curculionidae.